CUUGAAGCGUGAGUGGCCUGUAUGCACGUUACUCACGCCAAAGCGCAAUGCGAGGUGCGUGGUAGACUUGCUUUUGCUUGCUUCCGCGCACCCGCCGCUUGCCUCGCACAAUGACGGGUAUUCAUACCACCAAGGCCGCGUCGCCGCUCGACUACAACGUCGCUACGACACCGAGCGACGAGGUGCCGGCCCCGAUGACGACGUCGCGCUGGCCUUCGCGCACGCGGAUUGUGAUUGCGAUCGUGGCGCUGACCGGCGUCGUCUGCGUCACGCUCGGCGCCAUCUUUGUGUUUCAGACGCACGUCACCAACCACGCGACCGAAAUCAUCACCAACAUCCAGCAGAGCCCCGGGCUCAAGAUCUCGCUCACCGCCAAGCGCGAGAGCAUGCGCUUCAACGGCAAGGCGACCGCCGACGUGUACGUUGUGCCCCGGGGUGGCGUCGGGUCCACCUUGCUCUUUGACGCGCUCUUGACCCAAGUGGGCCCGGAAAUCACGGAGACGUACCUUUUGCUCGACCACAAGGCGUACUACGCAGCGUCCAAGAACGGCGUCGUCGUCUCGGCCGAGUGCCUCGAUGCAGGCCGCGUGCCGCCCGUCCAGCUCAUGCAGACGAGCCUGCAUGAGUCGAGCGUCCUCGACAACUACAAGGUCGCCAACGUCACGAUUGCCGACUGCCCGGACGGCAAGCUGCUGCAUUUGUCGUUUGCGGGCGAGUCGUUUGUGUUUUGCAAUUCCAAAAACAACCUGCUCACGCACGCCACCGGCACGGACUUGGACAUUGCGGUCGAGUACCUCUCGGACCCGACGCUGCUGCCCGAGAUGGAGAUCCCGGUGCUGCCGAACGGCCAGCCUUUGAGUUGCGACGCGGUUGUCGCUGACACGGUCUUGCCGGUUGCCAAGUCGCUUUUGCAGACGUCGUCGGACGUUGCCUCAUACAUGGCGGGCUACGAGCGCUCGACAGUCAUCAACAAGGCGUCGUGCGGCUGCAAGAUGGGCAAGAAGAAGCCGUGCCUCUUCGUGCAUGGUGUCGGCGAAACCGAGGCGGGCCCGAUGACGUCGACGUUUCCAUCGGGGUGGGGCGACAUCCAGGAGCAUGCGCCGUGCUGCUCGAGCGUCCAGUUCAUCCAUCUCGAGACCACCAACCACCGCUGGGACGAUGCGUCGACGCAGCAAGAGUUCUGCGACGCCGCGCUGCGGGUGAGCAAGGCUCCGAUGUAUGGCUCCAAGGAGCUCGGGAGCAUGAUCCUUGUGACCUUCUCGAUGGGCAACUUGAUUGCGAGCAGCGCAGUCGCCAACAACAAGUGCAAUAUCGGAAAGGACGUGACGUGGGUCUCGAUCGCCGGUCCGAUGCAGGGCAGCAAGACCGCCAACCUUCUCGCCAACAAGUGCGCGGCCGGCGGCUGGGGCAACGAAAUCCUCAAGUUCAUUUUGAAGCAAGUGGGGUUCUGCCCCGUCCAGCAAGCGUACGACUCGCUCAAGCACCAAUCGACGGUGUCGGCCACUAUGCAAGCCAAGUUCGCAGCCGCCCAAGCAGUGCGACAAAAGCACGUCACGCGCGUCCUCUGCGGCACGAACGCGGUCGGCUUGACGUCGCUUGCCUCGGCUGCGAUCGGUGUUGUCGGCAAAAUGUCCAAGCACGACAGUCCCGAGUACGAUGGCGUCGUCGACUUUACGAGUUGCGCCGUCGGCAUCGAUCCGCGCAAGUUUGGCACGAGCGCCGAGACGAGCUUUCACUUCAAGGCGAGCAUCAACCACCUCGAUGCGUCAAUGCGGUACGGCGAUGGCUGGUGGGGGUGCGACCGCAAGCCCGUCAAGUGGUUCGAGUGUGCUUUGUAAAGAACGCGUUGAGAGAUCGACGAGAGAACAUGUAAUCGCGCGAACGAAGGGCGAGCGCAUCGUCGAACGUAUAUGUCUAGUCUUUUUAUAAAGCGACUGUCUUGUCGUUGG
Messenger RNA from Saprolegnia diclina VS20, 1949 nucleotides. RefSeq lists its product as hypothetical. Bases 111 to 1838 code for a protein of 575 amino acids. The record is from RefSeq and is a predicted model, not a curated record. Lineage: Eukaryota; Oomycota; Saprolegniomycetes; Saprolegniales; Saprolegniaceae. The transcript has a single exon.